Alternaria hordeiaustralica is the source of this 1512-nucleotide messenger RNA. RefSeq lists its product as uncharacterized. The record is from RefSeq and is a predicted model, not a curated record. Bases 1 to 1512 code for a protein of 503 amino acids. The transcript has 5 exons. Lineage: Eukaryota; Fungi; Ascomycota; Dothideomycetes; Pleosporales; Pleosporaceae.
AUGAUCUGUAUCGCUAUGGCAGAGGUCAUCGGUCUGGUAGCAUCUCUCAUCACCCUGGCCGGCGCGAGUGCGCAGCUAGCCAGGACGCUGCUUGACGUCGCUAAUGUCAUCAAAUCCGCAGAGUACGAAGCUAGGCUCAUUGCUGCAGACAUCAAUGUAUUCUCAAGCUCUCUCACACAGUUGAGUAUGGUUGUGGACACCCCAAACAUCAAGACGGAAAAGCUUCGCGAAAUUACCGUCGUCUUGAUCGCUGCAUGCAAAACACUCAUAGAGGAUCUAAAGAUGCUCAUCGGAGAGCCGGUUCAGCACGACCCUGCAAGACGCGCUUUCACCAUAUCGAUGGUACGAUUCCGUUUCAGAUGGAUGAAAGUCGGGCCUAAGGUCAUGUUUGUCAAGAGCCUGAUCGACUCUUUCAAAACCACUAUCAUCGUCCUUGUCUCCACGAUGAACUUAGCCGUUGUGCUGGAGCGGAAUGCCCCCGAGUCUAUAAGCGAGUGUCUAAAGACGCAAGUUGAGAGCAACAUCAAAUUUGCGGAAGACGCUACGGAGUGUCUGCACUAUCACACCACUGUUCAGCAAGACGAGGUUCCAUCUUUCACGCCUACUGUGGAUUCCAGCGCUGCGACACAACUUGAGGACGCGGCACAAGGUGCUGGGAGAGAGUUAAUUGUGUCUAGGUUGCGGCCUUCCGACGAGCGAAGACUAGCAGUACACGACGCAACACUCCUCACUGACCCAGACUUUGAGCCUGAUGAUUUCGCCCUCCAGAUCUUCCGCGACUGUACACAAGCAAUCGAACUGCAGCAGAUGUCUAGCGCGUUAGCCAAGGAUGUGCUGGGUUAUACUAGCCGAAAAGCGGCAUGGAACUGGAAUGCCUCCGGAAGCUCUUCUGUACACGAGCGCGCAGACUCAGUUAGUGACGCCGUCGACCCCAAAGAUGAGCAGCUCAAGAGGGAAGCUGCUGCGGAUGCGGUACGCUAUGCAGAGCGACAAGCAGCCGACAUGAAAGAUGCAAAGAUAGCUGAGGAGAAGAAAGCAGCGAGUGAGAAAGCAAAGCUCAUGUUAGAGGCUGCGCAAAGGGCCAGAGAGGCGGCUGAAGAGAAGGCAGCAGAGGAGCAGAAGUCUAUAGAAGCCGCUCAUGCGAGAGCCCUACAGGACGCGAAAGAAGCGGCGCAAGAAUUAGAGAAAGCAAAGAUACGUGCACCAAAGACGAGUGCGCCCAUUAUCUUCCAUGAUCCCGUCGGUCGUAAGUUCGAAGGCCCCUGGCGUUUGUGUAGCACGUGGAAGGGGAUGGAAGAAUUCCUCCAGGAGAUCUGUGCUGGAUCAACAGAGGUCCUCAGGCUAAAGAUCAGCGGACAGUACGACCUUGUCAGAGGCGACGACGUCAUCAUCCUGCAGGGGUUGUGGGACAGCAUGGUUGUUCCUGGAUCAUCAAUAACGAUGCGCGCCAGGACUUCAGCCGAGAAGAAAGUUCCGUGGUUUCGUAGGUCAGUAGGAAAGGGAAGUGGCUAA